GGAUAAGCAGCUGAUCAUUUAGGACUGAGAUGAGGAGAAAUUUCUUCACCCAAAGCGAAUCUUUGGAAUUCGUGACCCCAGAGGAAUGCAGGUGUGCCACCAUUGAAGAGAGAGAGAUAAAACAAAUAUUGUUGAAGACUUUUGGAGUGAACUUGGAAUGGAACUUUCACUUUCUUGGUAAAGAGAUCAGCAAGUCAGCUUGACCAAACACAGGAUCCAUAUUGUCCAGGAUGCUGAGAGAGAAAAACCUUUGUGUUAGCCAGAUGAAAUGGAGCCUCAAUAAGAUUCUAUCUAAAGAAACAAUGCAGAGAUUUAUUACAGGUUGACUCCAAGUAUGCGACACUGUGUUGUUACUUCUAUUUCGACAUUAUUUCUCAAACACCCAAAGAUAUACAUGAUGUACAAUUAGGUAGGGAUACGAGCAGAGCAUUUUCCAUUUCCUGCCUAUGUGCAGCGAUGUGGCGCUCACGUUCCCCGCUGAACCGACAUUCGCCGAGAGGACUUUGGCAGACCUUGGAAGAAAAACACACAAACGCCGACCUUUCUAGCCAGAAAAACAAGAAGAUGGCGGCGAUGUGGCCUGCUCGGAUGUGGAAAUCGUCGGCACUGUUACCGCGGAGAUCGGUGGCACUGACUUUCACCAGGGCAAAUAGCAAAGGACAGCAACAGGACAAAGGGUGGUUUCGAUCAUUAUUUGUCCACAAAGUAAAUCAAAGAAAAGAUGCUCACUCCAAUCUUCUUUCCAAAAAGGAGACCAGCAGCUUGUAUAAAAUGCAGUUUCAUAAUGUGAAGCCAGAAUGUCUGGACGCGUACAACAGUUUAUCGGGGCAAAUAUUGCAAAAGCUACACAAUGAUCCUGACUACCCGUGUGAGAUCGUAGGGAGCUGGAAUACUUUGUAUGGUGAACAGGACCAAACGGUGCAUUUGUGGCGGUUUUCUGGUGGUUAUCCUGCUAUGACAGAUGCUAUGGAGAAGCUAUUACAGAAUCAGGAAUAUUUGGAAUACCGAAAGGAGAGGAGCAAGAUGUUACUGUCUCGUAAAAAUCAGUUACUCUUAGAAUUCAGUUUCUGGAAUGAACCAUUACCAAGAAUGGGGCCUAAUAUUUAUGAACUUCGGACAUAUUAUUUAAAGCCAGGGACCAUGAUUGAAUGGGGAAACAACUGGGCACGAGCCAUUCGAUUCCGUCAGGAAAAUAAUGAAGCUGUUGGUGGAUUCUUUUCACUGGUUGGUGACCUGUAUGUGGUGCAUCAUCUGUGGGCUUAUAAAGACCUUGAGUCCAGGCACGAAACACGGAAUGCUGCCUGGCAAAAGCCCGGAUGGGAUGAGUGCGUCUAUUAUACAGUUCCCUUGAUCCGCUACAUGGAAUCGAGGAUUAUGAUGCCGCUUACAGUCUCUACUUUACAAUGAUGAUCUCUUGGUUUUCUUAUAUUCCAAUUGGACAUAAAUCCUGUACAGAUUAAAUAUAGUCAUCAGUGUUUUUCUCAAAUGCUAGCGUUCAACUAAAAUGUAACCAUCCUCAUGGAAAGAUUGGUGUUUACUAGAUAUAUAGUAGCAGGUUGCACUUUAGCCAGCAUUUACAGAAUGGCAGAUUGUCUGUCAUUUGAGAAUAUUGCAGUUCUGUUAUCAGUAAUUGUAAUGCUGGAUUAUUUCCACUUUUUCUAACAUUCUAAUGUGUCAAUUAUCAGGUGCUUUUACUGGCACAAAAAUAGACUACUGCUGAAUUGAAGCACAAAUUAUUUUAUUUACUGUUAACAUUUUACUGUAUGUGGCCAUUUAUCACAUCUGAAGGGACAGUUUUUAAUGUACAGGAUCACUGAUGGUUUUUACAUGCCUUUCUAGAUUCUAUUUUAGCUUGACAUUGCUCACUUGAAAGCUACUGAGUGGUAUUACAAUAUUUUAAAAUGUCUUAGUAAUUCACAUGGGUAAUUUUGGAAAACAUUGCACUUUAUGUGCUGUCAGGUGUCUAUAAAUAAUUACUUACACUCUUUCCUUAAUUCCUUGAAAUGUUCCUUUUUUAGUGGAUGUUUUGUACAAACCCUCCUUUCCAUUAGAUAAGAUGGUUACAAAUGAUUGAUUGACAUGAAUUGCCAUUAGAAAAUUGAGGCCACAAAUUUCUGAUGUUGAAAACAAGAUUUGGUGCUGCAAUAAUUCAAGACUUUUUAAAAGGAAAACUGAAUCCAAUUGAAGCUGCUUACAUGACUGAUGCUGUACUCAGUGCACAUUUGAUAAUCCGACUUGGGAGAUGAUUUAGUGUUGAAUAGAUCUUGAAUUAUUUCAUAAUCUGUUUACAAUUGAAGUCUUGAAAUUGUGUUGUUGAUUUCUUUUUGUGAUUAACGUUUGUGAUGUAUUUUUAAAGAAAGUGUACAAAUUUUAAUUCUAAAACUAAUUAAAAUAUACAUUUUGAA
Messenger RNA from Carcharodon carcharias (great white shark), 2405 nucleotides. Its product is annotated as protein NipSnap homolog 1-like. Gene Ontology annotation, cellular component: mitochondrion. Bases 457 to 1407 code for a protein of 316 amino acids. The transcript is spliced from 12 exons. The record is from RefSeq and is a predicted model, not a curated record. NCBI's taxonomy places the organism in Eukaryota, Metazoa, Chordata, Chondrichthyes, Lamniformes, Lamnidae.